UUUGACAGUUCAUUGGAAUAGAAUAAAAGAACACACCUGUGCUUUGUGAACCUUUGAAAUUCAAAGUUGUGAACACACCCUUGUGUUUGUCAUGACAUAACCUAUAUUUUGAAGUUUAAAUGGAAUGGUGCCAAAUGCCAAAUUUUAUAGGGCUCAUGUGAGCUUAUAGAGUUAAUAAGUUAAUUUAAUUUCGCAUCCGUAUUUUAAAGCUAGUCGAACAAUGGCAUCAAGAGUAAUGAAAAAAUCUGCCCUCCGUAUGGGGCAAAACUUAUUUAGGGCCCAGUCUACCGUGUCAGCAUAUGAACUCCAACAUAAAACACCACUUACUAAAAAAAUAACAUCUAUUCCAAUUGCCUUAUAUGGAGGUAGAAAUGCAGUAUCUAUGUUACCAGGUGGUGGUAUUGGCCCAGAAUUAAUGACAUAUGUACGAGAAGUAUUCAAAUAUGCAGGUGCCCCAGUAGAUUUUGAAGUGAUUGACAUAGAUGCUAAAGCAGAAGAUAAUAUAGAUUUAGAAUAUGCUAUAACUUCUAUAAAACGAAAUGGUGUAGCUAUUAAGGGUAACAUUGAAACAAAAAGUAAGAGUUCUGAUGUGUUAUCUAGAAAUGUGGCCAUUAGAAAUGAAUUAGAUCUAUUUGUUAAUAUUCUACAUGUUAAAUCAUACCCUGGAGUUGUUGCUAGACAGAAAGAUAUUGAUAUUGUUAUUAUUAGACAGAACACAGAAGGAGAAUAUGCUAUGUUAGAGCAUGAGAGUGUAGAAGGUGUAGUUGAAAGCAUGAAAAUUGUAACUGAAUCAAAUUCAGAAAGAGUUGCACGUUUUGCUUUUGAGUGGGCCAAAACUAAUGGAAGAAAGAAGAUAACUACUAUUCAUAAAGCUAACAUCAUGAAGCUUUCAGAUGGUUUGUUUUUGGAAACAUCAAAAAAAAUUGCCAAAGAAUAUCCUGAAAUAGAACAUAAUGAUAUGAUCAUUGACAAUUGCUGUAUGCAACUUGUAUCCAGACCCCAUCAGUUUGAUGUAAUGAUUAUGACAAAUCUGUAUGGAAGUAUUGUUUCAAAUGUUGUAUGUGGUUUAAUUGGAGGAGCUGGUUUAUUAUCUGGAAAAAAUUAUGGAAGCCAUUAUGCCAUUUUUGAGCCAGCUACAAGAAACACAGGCAAAGCUAUUGCUGGAAAGAACAUAGCAAACCCAAUAGCUAUGUUAAGUGCUGGUUGUGAUAUGCUGCAACAUUUAGGGCAUCAGCAACAUGCCAACUUGAUCCAAAGAGCCAUAUUCAAAACUAUUUCUGAAGACAAAAUCCAUACACCUGAUUUGGGUGGUACUGCUAAGAGUACCGAUGUAGUUCAAAGAAUUAUUGAUCACAUCUUACAGUCCGACAUCAGACCAUGAUUUCAAACACAACAUUGUUGAAAUAAUUUUAUAUGUAUUUAAUUUAUUUAAAUUGUGUAUUGUAAAUAAAAUAAUAUAACAAAGUUAAAAAAUAUUUUAUUGCCAACAAUUUCCUUAAUGCAUUAACAACUUUGAAUCGUAAAUAUAAAUAUAUAAUAAAAAACUUAGGAAUGUUUGUAAAGCUUAAGAAAUUUUAUAUCACAUAUUUUAAAGAUUUUGUUUCCAUUUAUACGAUCCUGUAUAGCAGAAGUUAUUGUUACCCAACAAUUCGUCUGCUUCCUUGGGACCUCUGCUUCCAUAUCUGCAAAUAAAAUUUUUUAAUUUGGAUCUGCAUUUCUAAUAACUAAAUUUUAAACGUUGAUAAAAAUACUUACAUGUAUGGAAUAGGUUUUAUUUUGUCUUCUUCGACUUGGUGCAACAAUGGAGUGAAUAUCCUCCAAGCUUCACUCAAUUCAUCAGAACGGACAAAGUGCAUUUGUGAUCCACAGAAGACAUCCAAAAUUAAACGUUCAUAUGCAUCGGGAAGUUUAACAUUCUAAAAAAAUAAUUACUAGUAUACUAUUUUUCUAUUUGUAACACAAACAUUGUUUAUAAUUGUUACACUGUUUAUGUAACAAACAGAUAUUUAUAUACAGGGUUCCUAAUAUUUAUUUAUUAUGUCUUUAUUUGCCAAAUGUACAACAUUUGUCCAAAGAAGGUGAAGAUUAGCUAGCAAGCUACUCUUUAACUCUUAACCUUCUUUGGUAACAGUCUAAAUAUAAAUACAUAUAAUCAAAGAGAAGGAAAACAAUAAUAUUAUUGAGUACUGAGUAGGUUUUCUUUUAUGUUUAGCUUAAAAAUAUUUAGAGAGAAGAGGAGAAAUAUUUCAUAGGGACUAUUGUUAUUUCUUAAACUGUAACAGAUAGAAAGUUGGUUAUAUUAAAAAAGUUGCAUAGUUUUGUGCUCAUUAAAAUGGCGCCAAGAAAUCUUUAAUAUUUACAGGGAGAGUCAAAAUAUAGGACUAAAAAUAAAAAUUAUAAUUUCUUUAAAUUCAUUCAUUUUCUCAAGUCCAACCUCUAAAAUCAUGAUAACUAACCGAAUAUCUGCUUCCGUAUGUUAGAUCCAAUUCGGUUUCUUCCAUAUCGAAAGCCAUACCGGGAGUUUUGACCAUCAGUUUAACAUACAAAGCUUCUCCAGGUUGGACACGGAUAACUAAUUCAUUUCUUUUUGGUUUACCAUCAAAAAUAUCUCCAGGAACAUCUUUGAAUUGGAUUCUUACCUCUGCUUUACGUUCAUUCAGGGCU
Molecule: messenger RNA, 2664 nt
Organism: Psylliodes chrysocephalus
Lineage: Eukaryota; Metazoa; Arthropoda; Insecta; Coleoptera; Chrysomelidae
Source: the annotation of a GenBank genome assembly